Messenger RNA from Argentina anserina (silverweed cinquefoil), 1452 nucleotides. RefSeq lists its product as uncharacterized. The coding region runs from base 209 to 1285 and encodes 358 amino acids. NCBI's taxonomy places the organism in Eukaryota, Viridiplantae, Streptophyta, Magnoliopsida, Rosales, Rosaceae. The transcript is spliced from 9 exons. The record is from RefSeq and is a predicted model, not a curated record. Gene Ontology annotation, molecular function: nuclease activity.
GGGUGCCUGGGUCUGAAGCUUUGAACUUGGAAGGAUCUAGAGUCGUCUCGUUCUUCAAAACUGACCAGUGCAAUUUUUUGAACAAGAUCAGUGCAAUUUUUGAUACGUGUAAAUAAAUGGUCGCUGUUUGAACUAGUAGUUAAAUCGUGCGGCUCUCCUGGCCGUUUCAGUUGGUCUUGCCUUCAUCCGUUGGGGUGACCAAAAGAGAAUGCAGUCUUCUUUCUUCGGUAUGGCCGCCAAAUUCCAUUGCACAACACCAUUGGUUGUCUAUAAGCAGAGACCCGCCUUGCUCCGGAGCCCCGGGAACUUCAUAUUCAAGUGCUUUAAUCGAAACCCAGUUCAUAGUUUGGUCAUCCAAGUCACCUCCACCGUUUCUACAAGAUGGGAUUUCCUAAAGUGCAAUAACAUCUCUUGGAGAUGGGUUUCUCAGAUUGUCUCGUUAUACUUGUUCUUUCUCAACAUUGUUGCUGGUGCUCAGGCCUAUGAUUACUCAGCUCCUGUUUAUGCUUGUGAAGAUGUUAACAGUUACUAUGCCAAUGUGGGGAAUUUAGUGGGUAAAUCACUCAAGAGGAAACUGAAUUCUAUUAUUGGCAAGCAUCAAUCUUUAUCUUACAGAGAGGUGUGGAAUGCUCUUAAGAUUCUAGAUGCUUCGGAUGUUGACAACCCAGAAGCUUCAUCAGGGAUAGUUGAAAUCUACUCGCUGAAGGUUGUACCAAAGUCAUUAGCAGGAAAGCCUGAAGGAUGGAAUAGAGAGCACUUAUGGCCACGAUCUUAUGGUUUGAAAAAUGGUCCAUCCCUGACUGAUAUACACAACAUUCGUCCUGCAGAUGUGAAUGUUAAUUCCUCCAGGGGGAACAAAUACUAUGGAGAAUGCAUUGUCACUUCAGCUAAAUGUUUGAAGCCAGCAAACAAAGAAGCUGCUUUGGACACAGAAACUGAUAAGAGUAGAUGGGCACCACCUAAACAGCAUAGAGGAGAUAUUGCAAGGGCACUGAUGUACAUGGCAGUAUGUUAUGGGUAUCACCAACCAGAUGGAGGUCCAGUUCUUCACCUCUCAGAUUCUCCAAAAAUUUCAAAGAGUGAGAUGGGACUGCUUUCUACGUUGUUAAAGUGGAAUGAGAUUGAUCCCCCUUCAAGAGAGGAGAAAUUGAGAAAUGACAGGGUAUGCAAAUUCUAUCAACACAACAGAAAUCCUUUUGUUGAUCAUCCAGAAUAUGCCACUCUUAUAUGGAAAGAACAUAUCUUGAGCCACGAUAGCUUCCAUCAUUUUCCUAGAAGCCAUUGAUUUCAAAUCAACAAACAAGGAAACUGCAAGGAACGAAGCAGGAGAAUUGUUAUGUGGGCUGGCUGCAAAAGGUAACGGUCACGUCUAAGCCUUGAUUCUUGGAAUGAUGGUCGGGGUAUGGAGGAAGGUUGUUGUAAUGUAUGUGGUUUGUUUACAUACCUAUCAAU